AUGUCUAAUAAUACAUAUCUGUGGUGAGAAGAAGAAAUUAAGUAUAGCUAGAUAGGAUGACUGGAACGGGCUUCUUUGGCUUGCCGGCAAGCCAAAAAAGCCAAAGAAGCCCCGUUCCAGUCAUCCUAUCUAACUAUAUAAAUAUCAGCUACUAGUCUAUUUCAGCUACGGAUUUGUUACAGUUUCAUCAAUAUCAAGACUUCCUUUUAUCAUAUUCUCUCCUUUAUCAAUUUGAAGAGAAUUUCUGAAGAGAAUUAUCCAUCACUUCCUUGCUGUUAUCUUUUUAAAAUUUUUCGAAAGGAAAUCUCCAAAUAUGAAAGCUAUAUCAGGAAUUAUCGCAAUAGAAUACUAUCACUUAUUGCUAUUUUUAUCAUCCUGGAACAUUAAUCCCUAUAUAUUGGAGUUGUUCUCAUUUUCACUGACAAUAAAGCUGGAACUCCCAUUUGUACAAAAUCGAGCAAUUGCAAAUUUAAUUUUGCUCAAGCACUUUUAUGUUUGAUGCUUUCAUGGAAUAAUCUCUGGAGAUAACUCUAUAAGCCUUGAUAUGUCUUUUUUUAGGUCAUUUUUAACGAUAUUUAUAAUUUGUAAUAUUGGAGAGUUUUAUUUAGAUAAAGUAUCUUAUGAAAAAUUUAAUUUCAGCAAAGAGCUAGAGGUAUCAAAGAAAAGGCUGAAAAUUAUAACUGAUGCAUUUCCUGAUGGCAUAUCUAUAAUUUCCAGGAAUCGAACAAUUGAGUUUUUCAAUGGCAAUAUAAUAAGUUUGCUAAACUGUGAAAGUAGUGAUCUUUAUUAUGAAAUAUCUCGAUAUGAGUAUUGUCCAAACCGAAAAGUUUCAAGUUUAUCUUCUUCAAAUUUGCUUAUUGAUGAUAUUUCUGAAGCAUUUGAUUAUCUAGAAAAUGAUGAAAUUACACUAACUAACUAAUUAAAUUACGGCCAUAAGACCUAAAGUCUGGCCAUCUCUACUAAAUUUUCUAAUUCUUCCAGUUCUCCAUCGCAGAACUCCAUGCGAAUUCCUCCAAAAAGUCUUUCUCUAUUCAAUUGUGUUUGCUAUUUGGUCUCGACCCUCUCACCAUGUCAUCAAAUUCAAAUAAAAAAUUACACUAGGAAUCACCUUUUUGAAUAAUGUAUACUUAGAGUGAAAAAUCAAAAAGAUCACGUGAGAAGAUGCUCCAAUGCUUUUCUUGACUGUAAGAAAUGUAAAUCAAAUCAUUGAACUUGAAAAAAGUAUUGCCACCGACAAUAUGAAAACUGUGCUAUUAAGGUCAGUUUCUCAUGAACUUAGAACUCCUUUAAACUCGAUUGAAUAUUUUAUUGACUCCCCCAUCUGCGAGCGAAUAAAACCAUCUGUGAGUGAAUAAAAAUAUUUUAAUAUAACGAUUUUUAGGAAGAAAAAUUUUGAUAUAUAAAUGAUAAUUAGUAUAAUGAAAUAUCUGCUAGUCCUGGCUAAAUUUUAAACAAAUUGCAUUUAAAUAUAAAUUUUACAAAAUUAAAAAAAUUAUUUGCUUUCCAAAUUUUUGCGAAUUGCGAUUUCGAAAAAAAAAAACUUAACCUCCUUGGUAAGCGAAAAAAAUUUUUUUGUUCGUUAUAGAGGGGGAGGGGAGUAAGGAAAUAAGUGAAAACUCAAAAUUUCAAAGAACCGAAGAAGAAAAGAAAAAUUUGAAAAUAGUUUCUGUUUCUUCAAAAUUAAUGCUUUCACUUAUAGAUGACUUACUUGACUACUCAAAAAUUCUUGCUGGAGUUUUUACAGUAAAAAAAACUCAAUGCGAACCAAUUCAUAUCAUUAAAAAUUGUUGUGAGCUUGUCAGCAUGCAAGUGGCAAAGAAAAAUUUGGUAUUGAUUUGUAGACUCGAUCCAAACAUUCCUAGCUUAGUUAUUACAGAUCCUAUUAGACUAAGCCAGAUUUUGUUAAAUUUGCUCACUUCCCCCUCCGUGAGAGAACAAAACCAUUGGAAAAAUCCCUAUUUUUUGCCUAAAGCCCACCCUUCGUGAGCGGACAAAAAUACUUUUAAUAUAAAACCUUUUUAUGAAAAAAAAUUUUGAUAUAUAAGUGAUAAUUAUUAUAAUAAAAUCUCUAGCUAAUUCUGUUUAAUUUUAAACAAAUUGCGUUUUAAAACAUAAAUAAAUUAUAUUAGUAUUUGCUUUCCAAAUUUUGCGAAUCAGGAUUUUUUAAAAUUUUGAAAAAAAAAAUUUUCUAUAAAAUUUAUAUAUAAAUUUUUUUAAAACAAAAAAUUAACCCCCCUCCAUGAGCGAACAAAAUUUUUUUGCUCACAGAGGAAGGGAGUUAGCAAUGCUUUAAAAUUUACAUUAAAAGGAUCAAUAGAAAUUUGCUGCACUUAUACUCUGAAAAGCAAAUUAAAAAUUUCUGUAGAAGACACUGGAAUGGGGAUGACUGAAGAAAUAAGGCAAAGGCUUUUUACCGAGUUCAGCACAUCUUAUAUCCCUAGCAUUAACCCUAGAGGCUCAGGACUCGGCCUUUGUAUAUCUAACUUUUUAGCAAAGCAGCUUGGAGGAAAGCCUAUUAAAGUAAAAUCGAUACCUGAAAUUGGCUCGACAUUUUGGUUUUCAAUAGAUGUUUUCCAUGAAAAUUCCUCUGUCCCUCGAUGUGAAAAGCUCUUUCAAGUAGAAAAUGAAGGAAAAAUACCCUUUGAUAUGAAAAAAUAUGAAUCCUUAAAAAAUUCUGGACUCUCAGAUAUCCUCAUUGUCGAUGAUAAUGAAUUUAAUCGGAUUGUUCUUUCAGCUAUAAUUGAACAACAAGGCUGGUCUAUUGAAGAAGCAUGCAAUGGCAAAGAUGCUUUAAAUAAAGUCAUUGCUUGCAAUAAGAGAAAUCAUAUGUAUAAAGUCAUUGUUAUGGAUUGUAGCAUGCCUGAGAUGUCAGGAUUUGAAGCUACAAUGGAAAUUGUAAAUUACUAUAAAAAUGGGAAAAUCUCCAAGAUGCCCUCAAUUAUAGGGUAUUCAGCUUUCAACACAGAUGAAGAUAAAAAUGUCUGCUUUGAAUGUGGGAUGAUUGACUAUUUAACUAAACCUUGCCCUCCAGAAAAAAUUACAUCAGCUAUAAAAAAAUAUUUAUAG
This is a messenger RNA of Blepharisma stoltei, 3066 nucleotides long. NCBI's taxonomy places the organism in Eukaryota, Ciliophora, Heterotrichea, Heterotrichida, Blepharismidae. The record is from the annotation of a GenBank genome assembly.